UUUUCGAUUUAUUUUUGCCAGGCGCUGCUCAAGAUCCUGUUCAUCACACUAAUAUAUUUUCCCUUUCUACAUUUUCCAGCUGCUCUGGGCGACUAUCUGCCCGUGGAUGCGGUGAUCAAUGCGCAAGGCCAGUGCGUGCUGGACAAGUGCCCCAAGCUGCGCUUCAUCCAGGGCCAACGGAAGUCGCUGCAGCUGGUCUAUGACAAAUAUGCGUACGCCAAGAACAACGAGCACGGCGCCACCACCUACUGGAAUUGUCGCAUACGACGCACUGGAUUGCCGGCGUGCAAUGCACGUCUCUCCACGACCCGGCUUCCCAAGGGCAGCUACAAAGUGUGCCUGACACGUCCGCAGCACAAUCAUCCGCCGUCCAGGCGCAUCGCCCGCAUGCUAGAGAGCCAUAACCCAUGCGCACGAUAGCCCAGGAACUGGCCAGCAAUAUAGCCGGGUUUAGACUUUAAGCUGAAAACAAAACAAAAUAUAUGUAAACCCUGAAUGGCGAAACGACUUGAAAACGACUCUGAUUAAUACUGAUUAAUUAAUAAGUCUUAGAUCCAAUUUUAA
Drosophila virilis is the source of this 564-nucleotide messenger RNA. RefSeq names its product pre-mod(mdg4)-W (gene pre-mod(mdg4)-W). Lineage: Eukaryota; Metazoa; Arthropoda; Insecta; Diptera; Drosophilidae. The record is from RefSeq and is a predicted model, not a curated record.